AGAAUUCGUUUUCUUUUUUUCUUUUUUUUAAAAAUAAAUGCAACACAAUUUAGUGGGGUGAGUGCGUGUCACUGUCCACAAAACAGACAGACAGAAGCUCUUAAGAGGCUGGCUUAUUCAAAUAACGUUACUGUAUUGAACCGCCCCCAUAGUACAUCUCGGCUUUACGUGAGGAAGCACGUUGCUAGUUAGCUUCAAGUAAAGCGUAAUAUUAUCUACCAUACCAAUUUUUUUAUGGAGCAGAAAAUAGGCAGGGCAUGAUUUUGGAGGCGAUGUUCGUGGCUAAGCUGCCAAAUUUCUUGUAUUUAAGUUGAAACCACAGCUUUAGUGUUAUGCUAGCUCUCUAAGUUGGACCGAAAGGCACCGAAACCGAAUCUUGCAUUUUUUUUUCUUCACUUCAGUUAUGGAGGAAAUCAGCUGUCUGUCACACUAAGGUGAGAGUCUCAAGAGCUCGUCAUGAAAGCUCUCGGUCCGCGCUCUGCGUUUUACGUGGGCUUUGUGGUGGGCACGUGCAGCCUGUACCUGCUCCUGACUCAAGUUGGGUUCACGCGAAACUUCGGGUCUCAUCACAACGAGGCCCAUGUGAAAAGCCUGCUGGAGAUGAUAGAAGAUGAAAACAAGAACUGGAAAAAGGAGAGGUCGGCUCUCUUCAACCUCAAUCAUCCGCACCAUACAGGUGAGGAUGGCAAACUGGCUGAUGGUCUCUAUAAGCGUGUACGCAUUCUGUGUUGGGUUAUGACUGGCCCUGAUAACCUUGAGAAAAAAGCUCGACACGUGAAAGCCACGUGGAGUCGCCACUGCAACAUUGUGGUCUUCAUAAGCUCUGUGGAUAACCCCGAUUUUCCCACCGUUGGCCUAAACACCAAGGAAGGUCGGGAUCAGCUGUACUGGAAAACCAUUCGUGCUUUCCAUUAUGUCAUGGAGAAGCACGGGGACGAGGCAGACUGGUUCCUCAAAGCGGAUGACGACACUUAUGUAAUAGUCGACAACCUGCGGUGGAUUCUGGCUAGCCACUCUCCAGAGGACCCUGUGUAUUUUGGCCGGCGGUUUAAGCCGUACGUAAAACAGGGCUACAUGAGUGGCGGCGCUGGCUACGUGCUCAGCAAAGAAGCUCUGAGGAGGUUUGUGGAGGGCUUUCGUACCAAAGUGUGCACUCACACUUCCUCAGUGGAGGACUUAGCUAUGGGUCAGUGUUUAGAGAAGGUAGGCGUUGUGGCAGGAGACUCCCGAGACACCUUACAAAGAGAGACAUUCCAUCCUUUCGUACCCGAGUCCCAUCUCACUGGCACAUUUCCCAAGACUUUCUGGUAUUGGAACUACUGUUAUUACCCCAUUGUGCAGGGACCACAGUGUUGCUCAGACCUGGCUGUUUCUUUCCACUAUAUGGACGCAUCACACAUGUACCUGCUGGAAUACUACACUUACCACUUGCGUGCCUUUGGCUACAAAUACCGCUAUCAGCCCCCUGAACCUAAAAUCAUACAAGACUUCAAUGCCCCUGUCCCAGACAAAAUGGAAACUGGAGACUUGGAGAAAAAGCAGGGGGUAGAAGCACAGGAAGGAGAAAAACAAUCCCUUGAACUUAAUGAAAAGUCUUAGCAGCUUUUUGCAUAGGAAAAAAAAAAAAACAUUUAAAAUCUUCAAAAAUAAGUAUUUUUUGGGGGGUGGCGGCUUUUCAUUUUUUUUUUUUGAUGUCUUUAAUCGAAUCCUAUAUUGCGCCACAGAAAUGUGUGCAUGACAUGUUUGUGUGAUUAAAUGAACUGUUCGAGAGGGUUUUCCUUUUAAUAAUGCAUUUCUAUGUGAAUGUUUAAAUAUAACCCUAACAGUGCGUAAUUGUAUGAAAUGAAGGUUAAGACAUGUAGAGGCAGAGUUUGCGGUUCUUGAGAAGCGAUUCAUUUAGCCUAUGAGCCUGCCUUAUUACCAGGCUCCC
Molecule: messenger RNA, 1930 nt
Organism: Pimephales promelas (fathead minnow)
Lineage: Eukaryota; Metazoa; Chordata; Actinopteri; Cypriniformes; Leuciscidae
Gene: c1galt1lb
Product: core 1 synthase, glycoprotein-N-acetylgalactosamine 3-beta-galactosyltransferase 1, like b
Cellular component (GO): membrane
Molecular function (GO): N-acetylgalactosaminide beta-1,3-galactosyltransferase activity
Source: RefSeq, a predicted model, not a curated record